AUGAAAGCUCCUUUGAAAAAGACAAAGGAGGGAAGAGGCUACUACAGCUGCGUAGAUUUCGAAAAUUUAUACAACAAAAAAAAAAGAAGCAAAUCGAAAUACUCGACAUAUAGGAAAAAAAAUUACAGCGAUAGUGAACUGUUUGAAAAAAAAAAAAUACAAAUUAAAAAAAAAAAUGGCUGUAUGUACGUACAGAAACAUUACAUCCCCAGCAGAAAAGACAAUGACAAGCUGUACCUGUUUGACAAGAUAACUGUUUAUAAAAAUCACUUUGACAAAUAUGAAGAAAAGAAUGAUGAGAAAUUGUCCAAUUUAAAGAAAAUACUGAAGAUAUAUGAAAACGUAACGACGGACGAGAAGAGAAAACUGUACGAAUUGAUAAAGUUUUUCUCCUUCACACAAGGAGGAUUUCAAAAUGACAAACUGAGACAGAAGUUGUGGCUACUCCUACUCGGAUUUAACAUCAAUUUGUCGAAGGAGAAAAAUUAUAAUGAUCAUCCGAUAUCCAUCCUUUGUAUGAAACAUAAAAAUAAGUAUAAAUUUGUGAAUUCUGCCAAGCACUUUAAAUUAAAAUGGAUCCAAGAGGAGAACGAUGGGACGGGUGAUUGGCACGCGCGUGAAUGUGCAAAAGAUGAUUUGCGGCACAAAGGAAAAACUAAACCAAUCGCGCAGAGUCAAAAUAAUAUUUACUAUUAUGAUAAUUUUUCGUGCCCCCGGAAGAAGGAAUUUGUUUUCACCUACCGGGUAAAUGAUGAAGGGGGAGGCGAUCGUCCCCCUUCGGUUGACCAGGGGGGACAACCACCCUCUCCCACAGGUGCCCCCCUAGAGGGGUGCCUAUCAGUGAGAAGAAUCGAAUCAAUCGAUAAGGAAGGAGUCCAAUGCGGAUACAAAGCACCUGCACAUGUUGGUCACUUGGGUAACCGCAAAAGCACGCGUGCGAAGAGGAGAUUCUACCAGAAGGAAAUGGACGUGAAAUUUCACAACGUAAAUGAAUCCGCAUCGGCAGCACCCCCAAGUUGCUCGUCAAGGACAUCCUCAACGCCAUCCUGCAGGACUGAACUGUUAUGUUUCCCUGCCUUGGAUGCAGUAGAUGACUGCGCGUCUGAAAAUUCGCUGUACCUAUCGGACAGUUUAAUUUCCUCGACCAGAUCCUUCACAGCGUCGUCUGUGUUAUCGUUCACCUCCAACUGUUCAGACGACAUGGACACUGUGGGGAGCAAGUCGAGAAGUAGACACGAGGGACACCAUCCCCCUCUGCAUUUUUUCAGUAGUUCCCACUCGAUGGACGGUGCACGGGAUCGGUGCAACAGGGGGAGUAAGGGGCAAAGAAGCAUAUCAUCCAAUAAGAGGGUAAAUCCUGCUCAACGUAAUAUCUUCCCGCGGAAUGUACAAUCGAAUGACUCCUUCCCCUUUUUCUCCGAAGAGAAAUAUGCCAAAAAAAAAAAAAAAAAAAUUGUCAAGCAUGAUAUAGAGAAAAAGGCCAAGCGGUGCAUCCAAAGGAAGACGAAAAAAAUCAUUCACUUUCUGCUGAACAUUGAUAAGGAGAAAAAUAAUUACGAUAAAACGAGAAACAUAAAAUUUAUCAUGAAAUUGUACAAAGUCAUCUAUAAAAACAUGUUGGAGGUGGACCUCUACAUAGUGGAUUACAUCCUUCGAAAAAAUCAAAAAAAAGAAGAAAGCAAUAUUUUGUCCUACUUAAAAUAUAAUAUUGAAAAUAACUAUAACUUUAAUUCAAACCUUAACAAGUGGAUUAUUGACAGCGUCCUCCUCGACGAAAAUGAAAGAGUGCAAGUGAAGAAGGACGUCAAAAGAAGUGUAAACACGUGGAAUAUACACAAGUACAAUAUAUACGAAAUAAAGAAAAAAUAUCAGUAUAUUUUAAAAAAUGUUAUCUGUAGCAUUUUGUAUAAACAUUCGAACAAAAUUUAUUACGCGCAAGGGGUACACGACGUUUGUCUUGUUUUCAUUACUUUGUACUUUCAUAACUUUUUGAGGAGGUACAAAAAGUAUGUCUUCCUGGAGCACUUCAUAUCCAAGUUUGUUGUGAACAAAAUUUGUGAUUUGAUUUUUUCAAAGUUGACAAAUCAGUGUAAUGGUUGCCAUCCCCCGGAUGGGUCUACCAGUCAGGCUUUUUCAUCACAGGAGGGGAACAUCUCCUCCCCCAUUCGAUAUAAUAAUGAAGAUAAUGAAGCAAAUGGAGGGCUACCAACCCAGACGCGUAAAGGAACAAUCAUCAGAGGAGACCUCUUCCAAAACAAUAUUUUUGACAUGUUCCUCAUGGAGGAAAAGUACAUCGAAAAAAUAUGCCUGCUGAAUAAUAUUAACUUGGAUAGAUACAUAAAGUAUAAAAAGAAGAAAAAAAAAAAAGAGUACAUCGUGUACCUCCUAUGUGAGCGCUUUCUCCUUUUUUAUAUGAUCGAUUAUUUGACCUUGUCUCUGGAUGUGUCUAUUAACAACACCUUCAAGAGCAUCGGCUUACUGCUCAAAUAUAUGGACAAGGAGGUGUACGACGUGUUCUGCCUUGUCCAAAAGGAGCAGCAGUAUGAGAACAUGAAAUAUGUGAAUCGAAGUAACAGGGCGAGUAUGCUUGGUCGAGGUAACAGCAACGAGGAAAGAAACGCCAACAAGGGGAAACAGGCCCAAAGUGACACCAAAAAUGGUUCUAACGAACUGGACAGUAAGAGGAACUCCCUCAAGAUAAGUGGCACCGAGUUCUUCUUCUGCCUAAGUUGGGUUGUAACGUACUACUCUCACGUGUUCACCGAGUUUGAAAAGCUAGCUAGGAUUUUCGACACACUCCUCUCCAACGAUGGUAUCUUCAUAAUCUACUUCACCAGUUCCAUCAUUUUGCAUAAAAAGGAGGAACUCCUACAGAUAGCCAACAAGAAGAAGAAGGACUUGCUCUACAAUAAUAUGUACACAGAAACGCACUACAUUUUUCAAAACAUGAAAUGGGAAAACAUGAAUGUAGACAACAUAAUUAAAAAGACCUACUACUACAUGAAUUAUAAAAUCCCACAGGACACGUUUCUGGAGAAAAUAAGGAAGAAAAUAUCCUUCCCUCCUUUCUCCCCCAUUUAUAGCUACCCUUUCAUUUUGCACUACUUCCACUAUCAGAAGGAGAGGGAAGAGUUGCGCAACAGGUCGGUGGAGAAGUCCCUUCGGAGCUUCUACACGUAUAGCAAGGUCAGGGGUGAGGGUGACGGUGAUCGGCAGGACCAGCGGCAGCAAGAUGUGCAGCCAGUUCUGCCGGAACAGCCGCAGGGUGGGUGCACCCUGAACGUCCCACCCUGCAAGAUGGAAACCUACGACGAGUACAUCCACGACCUGCUGGACAAGCAGAGCGGGGCUAACUCCAAGGAAAAGAGGAAGAACCCAUUAUGGGGCAGAGAAAACCACAGCAAAGACGACAACAAUAUCUACCUGCACUACCCCUAUUCAAUACUUUCGAACCACUUAGAAAUGAAUAAAGAAAUUAUAAAAAAGCACCUGCUCGUGGAGGACUUUUUCCAAUACGUAUUCUACGACUUCAUCGUAAGCUACAAGGACAUUUGCAACAAACACAGGAUGAAGUCAAAAAAAAAAUGCUACAUCAUUCAGUAUAUCAAAGUGAAGGGCAGAAGGGAACACCUGUUAAUAAAGAGGAAAAAAAAAAAAAAAAAAAAAAAAGUAUGA
Messenger RNA from Plasmodium coatneyi, 3675 nucleotides. RefSeq lists its product as uncharacterized. Gene Ontology annotation, cellular component: endoplasmic reticulum membrane. The coding region runs from base 1 to 3675 and encodes 1224 amino acids. The record is from RefSeq and is a predicted model, not a curated record. The transcript has a single exon. Gene Ontology annotation, molecular function: GTPase activator activity. Lineage: Eukaryota; Apicomplexa; Aconoidasida; Haemosporida; Plasmodiidae. Gene Ontology annotation, biological process: positive regulation of GTPase activity; endoplasmic reticulum to Golgi vesicle-mediated transport.